Molecule: messenger RNA, 2276 nt
Organism: Acyrthosiphon pisum (pea aphid)
Lineage: Eukaryota; Metazoa; Arthropoda; Insecta; Hemiptera; Aphididae
Gene: prd1
Product: pleckstrin homology domain-containing protein pruning defect 1
Exons: 6
Coding region: 173-1702 (509 amino acids)
Biological process (GO): lysosome localization; regulation of protein localization; Golgi organization
Cellular component (GO): endosome membrane
Molecular function (GO): kinesin binding
Source: RefSeq, a predicted model, not a curated record
AACAACGGAACCCGAACAACAAAAUAUGUGACCAAAUAUAAACAUGAAGUUUAAUCCUUUUUCUACGUUAGUUUAUUUAUUUAUAUUGUUUUCAUUGUUAACAGUUAUUGAAAUGCGUUUUAGUUAGUAAUUAAUAUUAUUUGUCAUCGAUGUAACCAUUACCAUUUCACCGAUGUCGGCCCAUUCGACAGAUUCGAUCGUCCACCGUCGGUCCAACACCAAACAGGUGCAUCCAGUGGUUGGACUGAAAAGAGUAUCUUUUCACGAAGACGUUAUUGAACCCAGCAAUGGCAAUCUCAUUCAAAUACGAAUUGGGGAAUGUGGUGAAAGAGAAGCGCCGGAAGGACAAGAAGACCCACAAUCAAAUGAAACAGUGUCUAAAGGUUCAGUUUUAAAAUCUAAAAAACAAAAGUUUCCUUCUCUUUACAUGAACAGUUCAAACGUUGAUCUCAAAUCCCAACAAGUCGUUUUAGACCAAAUACAACAGGAAAUAAAGAAAAAAGAGUGGAACUAUGUUUGGAAUAAACAUUUGGAUGUGGGAUCAAACCAACUGACUAAUAUAAUUAAAAGAGAUUUAUUAUUAAAAACCAAAGAAUCUAUUUAUAAAAUUUAUAGAAUGCUAAGCACUGGUGGAUCACCUUUAUUUGUAGUUAUUACUAAUAUUAGGUUUUGUGUUUUAACUAAAAAUGUAUAUACCAAACGGUUAGAAGUAUUCUAUAGUUCAAAUUUUACAAGACUAGACCUAAUAGCCUUAGGCCCGUGUGAUCAAACUGCAGUCUUUGUUAGCGAAAAAUCAAAAAAGUGUACCUUGAUAACAGCAAUAGAUGUGCAAUCGGCACUAGAAAUGAUUGGCAGUCUUGAAUAUGCUUACAGACGUAGUGGACUUUAUGACCCAAAUAAUGCAUUUGUUGUCAUAAAUAUCAACUGUGAUGAUAAAUUAUAUGAGUCCGUAAAAUGUCAAAUCUCAAUACCUAAGGAUGAAAAAAUCAAAUAUUAUACAUGGUUGUGGUAUUAUAAAGAAAGUGAAUCUUCAAAUAGUUCAAAAUCUCAUUUAGAAGAAUUUUUAAUGGUAAAAAAAGGAUCUAUAUGGAAACCACGAUUUGUGCGUUUAAGUGAAGAUAUUUUAUAUAUAUAUGACCAUCCAGAUCAAAAAUUACCGUGUGAAUCAAUACCUUUAAGAUUUGGCCGCUGUAAAAAAGUGAGAAAGAUUCAUUGUGAUCGACCUCACUCUAUUGAAAUUCUACUGAUUAAUUACCCAAUCAUUUUGGCACCAGCUGAUUGUAGUCAAGAAGAAAAAUGGUUUAAUGCUCUAAGUUAUUCUAUGUCAAAUCAUAAAAACUUAAAUGUUGAAUCCAAAUUACCUGAUGGAUACUGUUGUUUAUUGACCAAUAGCCAUAUAGUUUUGUACAAUUUCCCUCACACAAUUACAGACAGCAUGUUAUUAGUCAAUAUGGAUUCAUUGAAACUAUCGCCUUCUCCAUCACACUAUUAUGUUGUAAUUGAGUGGUCCUGUUACGAUGCAACAUUAGAGGAAAGCUGCAAUGAUUGGGUUGUGCAUUUUUCUUGUAAAUCAAGUUGUGAUGAAUUCAUAUCAUGGUUGUGUACUCUAAGACCGGAUUUAAAUGCUUUGGAGUUAGUUGAAAAAAAGUCUAUACAGAGACACCUUAAAAAUAGUGUACAUUUACAAAGCUCACUAUUUUAACUUAUUUUACUAUUUUUAUGCUUGUUUCAUUUAUUUAUCAUUAAUUUCAAACUGUCACAAAACAAAAAAGAUUGUGCUUUCACAUUUGUAGGAUUUACUAAUAUUGGUUAUAUUAAUUUUUACAUUAACAGAGUAAAAAAAAAGGUGCUUAUUUAAUGUUAAGUUUUUCUUAAUUUAAGUGAUUUAUUAUUUGUAUGUUACACCAAAUUGUGUUUUUAAAUUUUCAACUAAUACAAAUAAAUUAUACAGUGGCGUACUUAGACCUAUUUGUUGGGGCAGGUUAGACCAUAACUGACAAAAAUAAAAUAAAAUAUUUUAGUAAAAAAAAACUCACCAUACAGAGUACGCCACUUAAAUUAUAAUGUACUAUAUUAUAUGUAUUGAUAAAAUGUAUAAUAUUAAUUUCUGUGAUAGGAUUCUUAUAAAUUAUCAUUGUUGUUUAUUUGAUUUAUGCGAUAUGUAAGAUUUUUUAUACUUGAAUGUGACUGUUAAAAAUGUAAGAAACAACCCAAUAUAUGCUAUAUAUAAUUGCUUUAUGUAGAUGCAUAAAUAUAUUAAAAUAAUAAUCAUGACA